CAAAUUAAUAGUCCCAAACCAAACAUUCGAAGAUCAGAAAGAAAAAAUACUAAGAGAUCGCCUUCCAAGAAGCCUGUCGAAAAAAAUUGGUCGAGAAACAAGUUCCACUAUAGGCGCCUUGUUCAGGACUUUUUCUACGACUAUGGGAACUUUCGUUCAAAUACAUUAAGUGAUUUUCAGCAAAUUCCCAAAUCUACGUUGAAAACUAAUUUGAACAGAUUCCAUUGGGGUCGUCGACUACCCAGUGCUCUAAUCAUCGGCGUGAAGAAAGGCGGAACGCGGGCUCUCCUGGAGUUCCUACGGCUUCAUCCUGGCGUCCGCGGUCCGGGACCAGAACCACACUUUUUUGAUAAGUACUAUCACAUGGGGACCGAUUGGUAUAGGAAGCAAAUGCCGCCAAGCACACAAGGGCAAAUUACUAUUGAGAAGACUCCCAGCUACUACGUGACACCUGAAGUGCCUGCACGUGUCUACAAUAUGUCACAUCGUAUGAAACUGAUCGUUGCGGUUCGUGACCCAGUGACUAGAGCUAUUUCCGAUUACACUCAAGGCAUUAGUAAGCAACGAGGUUCCAAGAGGUUUGAAGAAAUGGCAUUUUUGAACGUGACUACAGGGCUCGUAGACACUUCAUGGAGGGCCAUCAGAAUCGGUCUGUAUGCCAAACAUUUGAAAAGAUGGCGUCGGUUUUUCCCACUUACUCAAUUUCAUUUCGUGAGCUGUGAAAACCUAAUCUUAGAUCCAGUAGGAGAAAUGGCUAAAGUUCAAGAUUUUCUAGGCUUACAGAAAGUUGUAGAUCAGAAGUAUUUUUACUUUAACGAAACAAAAGGAUUUCCCUGUAUACGAAAAAGCCGAUCAAAGUCUCAUUGUUUGGACAAAACAAAAGGGCGAACUCACCCUAAAAUUAAUACAACGUCCUUGCAGAGGCUACGAGAUUUUUAUCGACCCUUUAACUUGAAAUUUUAUCAACUUGUUGGAAAAGACUUUGGUUGGUAUUAAAUUGGAAGCUUUUUGUUGUUGUUGGCUUAACUGCCACUUCUGUGAUAAGGUUGAAUGUUUUGUACUGUAAACAUGUUACGAAAAGAGGUAUUUUUAACUUGUUGCACUGUAAACCUGUAUUUAUUAUACUAAAUUCUAGAGGUUUUGUCCUGUUGAAAUAUCUUGAAAUAUUUAGGUAAUGUAGACGAAUGAUAACUUGUUCCUCCAUGUUACAAAUAAGCCAAAGAGCAUAUCAGUUAUAUUCUAAGUUUAAAUACUGACACUUAGAAAUAUUCAGAUGUCACUUUACCCAAAUUUGCGUUGAUAUACCUUGUACUAGGAAAAUUACUUGUUGACAUGAUGAUCAAGAGAUGAUCAUCAUGUAAAACUAGAGAUGAUCAAGUGUUUUGGUGAUAGCUAAUGUUAAAUGUUUUUCGUACAAACAAAGUUUUAUUUAUAUUAUUUGAAAACGUACAAACUUCAACAUACAGAUCCUUUUAAAAUAUUUGCUUAUUUUUUUUCAAAACGUAAACACAUGAAUGGGAUUAAGCUUGUAAAAAAUACAAGACCAAUUAACUAUAUUAUGUUUCUGUCAGUGAAUAUUCAAGAAUUUCUUCAACAUAAACUGAAGCAGCUUGACUGUAUUGCCUUAUUUAGGUACCGUAAUAUGUAUUAUAAUUUAAUAAGUAAAUGUUUAAAGAACAUUCUUUAAAAAAAUAUUCAUAUUCAAUUUCGUAUAGUAGUGCUUUGCUCAAUACUGCAGUGUGUAUGUUAAGUUUCGAAUUAAUUGUGAAAAGUAGUCAAACGUUAUCUCAAACUAAGUUAAGGUUUCUAACGAGUUUUCGACAUGAUAAGAUAUAUUAUUUUAAAAUAUAAUAAAACAAGAAGAAAAAUUAUUAAUAGCGUCAGACUCUAAAAUACCGAAUUGGCAAAAACAAAUGUUGGGUACGAUAAAUUUUGUAUA
Messenger RNA from Limulus polyphemus (Atlantic horseshoe crab), 1939 nucleotides. Its product is annotated as heparan sulfate glucosamine 3-O-sulfotransferase 3A1-like. Lineage: Eukaryota; Metazoa; Arthropoda; Merostomata; Xiphosura; Limulidae. The transcript is spliced from 2 exons. Gene Ontology annotation, molecular function: [heparan sulfate]-glucosamine 3-sulfotransferase activity. The record is from RefSeq and is a predicted model, not a curated record. The annotation marks the transcript as partial.